AUGGGGACCUCGACUUUCUCUCAAUACACCGUCGUAGCCGACAUCUCCGUCGUUGCUGUUCAACAAGAUGCUCCUAUGGACCGGACUUGCCUGCUAGGCUGCGGUAUCACUACCGGUUACGGUGCUGCGAGAAUCACGGCAAACGUUGAAGAGGGUUCAAACAUCGCGGUAUUCGGAGCUGGUUGCGUCGGUCUUUCGGUUGUCCAGGGUGCUGUCGCCCAGAAGGCGGGUAAAAUUAUCGUCGUUGAUGUGAACCCAUCCAAGGAAGAAUGGGCUAAGAAGUUCGGAGCUACCGACUUUGUUAACCCUACCAAGUUGGAUGGACAAACGAUUCAAGAUAAGCUCAUCGAGAUGACCGAUGGUGGUUGCGACUACACCUUUGACUGUACCGGCAACGUUGGCGUGAUGCGAGCAGCAUUAGAAGCUUGCCAUAAGGGUUGGGGUCAGAGUAUCAUCAUCGGCGUCGCUGCUGCCGGUCAAGAGAUUUCAACUCGACCAUUCCAGCUAGUCACCGGUCGUGUAUGGAAAGGUUGCGCUUUUGGCGGUGUCAAGGGCCGAUCUCAACUUCCCGGCCUUGUCAGUGAUUAUCUAGGAGGUAAGCUAAAGGUGGAUGAGUUUAUCACUCACCGCGAAGAUUUAGACCACAUUAACACCGCGUUUGAGACGAUGAAGGCGGGCGACUGCAUUCGUUGCGUCGUGACCAUGAAGGAAUAA
This is a messenger RNA of Daldinia childiae, 714 nucleotides long. Its product is annotated as S-(hydroxymethyl)glutathione dehydrogenase. Bases 1 to 714 code for a protein of 237 amino acids. Gene Ontology annotation, molecular function: zinc ion binding; S-(hydroxymethyl)glutathione dehydrogenase [NAD(P)+] activity. The transcript is spliced from 2 exons. The record is from RefSeq and is a predicted model, not a curated record. Gene Ontology annotation, biological process: formaldehyde catabolic process. NCBI's taxonomy places the organism in Eukaryota, Fungi, Ascomycota, Sordariomycetes, Xylariales, Hypoxylaceae. Gene Ontology annotation, cellular component: cytosol.